Messenger RNA from Malania oleifera, 631 nucleotides. Its product is annotated as putative F-box protein At3g58860. The record is from RefSeq and is a predicted model, not a curated record. The coding region runs from base 93 to 560 and encodes 155 amino acids. The transcript has a single exon. NCBI's taxonomy places the organism in Eukaryota, Viridiplantae, Streptophyta, Magnoliopsida, Santalales, Ximeniaceae.
UGAAUUUUUGCCUCAAUGUUCCUGCCAAUGUGUGUCUUCCAAGCCUCAAGAUUCUCCAUCUUGUGUCGGUUGAGUUCGAGAACAACUGUUCGAUGGAGGCGCUCUUUUCUGGGUGCCCUGUGCUUGAAGUUUUGCAUAUGCGUGACUGUUGGUUGGACAGUUUGCGUGCGCUCGACAUUUCAAUUUCUACACUUAAGAACAUCACGAUCAAAAGCGAGUCUGCUACUAGAUACAAAUUCACGAUUAAUGCUCCAAGCCUUGAAUGCCUAGACUACUUCGAUUUUUUAGCCGACGGCUACACUCUGAAGAAUAUGAACUCUCUAUCUGAAGCUCAUAUUGAUGUCAAGCCGAGCUAUGUUAAUAGCUUCUCUCAUUCUCAGCAUGUACGUGACCUUGUUGAAGGGAUUUCUAACGUGGGAUUUCUUUAUUUGUCCGCCCACACUUUGCAGACUCUUGAAAUCGCCAAAUGCUGCUUGCCCACAUUUUCCAACUCUGAUGCUAACAAGAGAUCCUGCUUCAGUUCAAAGCCAACAUCUCUGAUGAUCCAUACAGAAGAUUGAAAUCAUGGGAUCCCAGUAAAGACCCUUGUGGGGAUUACAAUGGUGUGUUCUGCAAUUCAGAUUGGUUCGUA